Molecule: messenger RNA, 1767 nt
Organism: Chinchilla lanigera (long-tailed chinchilla)
Lineage: Eukaryota; Metazoa; Chordata; Mammalia; Rodentia; Chinchillidae
Gene: Cldn5
Product: claudin 5
Exons: 1
Coding region: 176-832 (218 amino acids)
Biological process (GO): cell adhesion; bicellular tight junction assembly
Cellular component (GO): plasma membrane; bicellular tight junction
Molecular function (GO): structural molecule activity
Source: RefSeq, a predicted model, not a curated record
ACUAACAGACCCGAGGUGGUGCUGCAGACCCGCGAGGCAAGCGGACGGCAGGCGGAGAUCCGGCAGCUCGGGCUAAAAGGGAGUAGCGCUCACGCGGGGCGCCGAGCCAACCAAAGCGCCGCCGCCGUGCGCAGGGCGGUCCCGGGACCAUCCGGCGCACAUCUCGCCUUCAGCCAUGGGGUCCGCAUCGUUGGAAAUCUUGGGUCUAGUACUGUGUCUGCUGGGCUGGUUGGGCCUGAUCCUGGCAUGCGGGCUGCCCAUGUGGCAGGUGACUGCUUUCCUGGACCACAACAUCGUGACGGCACAGAUCACCUGGAAGGGGCUGUGGAUGACUUGCGUGGUGCAGAGCACCGGGCACAUGCAGUGCAAGGUGUAUGAGUCUGUGCUGGCGCUGAGCUCUGAGGUGCAAGCGGCACGGGCGCUUACGGUGGGCGCCGCGCUGCUGGCGCUGAUCGCGCUCUUCGUGACCCUGGCUGGCGCGCAGUGCACCACCUGCGUGGCCGCGGGUCCCGCGAAGGCGCGCGUGGCUCUCACUGGCGGUGCGUUAUACGUGUUCUGUGGGCUGCUGGCACUCGUGCCAAUCUGCUGGUUCGCUAACAUUGUUGUCCGUGAGUUCUACGACCCUUCGGUUCCCCUGUCGCAGAAGUACGAGCUGGGCGCAGCGCUGUACAUCGGGUGGGUGGCCUCUGCGCUGCUCAUGUGCGGUGGCGGCCUCGUAUGCUGCGGCGCCUGGGGCUGCGCCGGCCGCCCGGACCUCAGCUUUCCAGUCAAGUACUCAGCGCCCCGGCGACCCACAGCCAGUGGUGAUUACGACAAGAAGAACUAUGUCUGAUGGCGCGGGGUAUGGCGGGGCCCCUUCUGGCAGCAAAGCCCGCGAACUGGAGGAGCGAGCAACCGGGGAAGCUGCGCGGGGACGGCAGGGUCGCACCCCGCACAAGCUUCACGGAAUGUUGGGAUUCCGUGCACCGAUCCCACUGACCCGCAGCCUCAGUCCGUCCUCUCUGAUUGCCACCAUCCAGGCCCUGGCCUGCGCUCUGCCCUGAAUAGAUGACAAGCACUUGUGAGGACUUACAGGUUUCCUUUGUGGGCAGCACUGACCAUGACGGGAGUGGAACUCUCGAACUCCAUCCACUGCAGAUGCCAAUUCUUUUCUCGACCCGAGGGGGAGGAGUCUUGGAUGCUGCCUUUCUUACCCGUGCUCCUAUAGACUCGGAGGGCAGAUGAAGACCCUAGGGUCCCCAGGCCGGAAGGAUGUGUAUAAAGAGCCUUUUCUUUUUCAGCGAGGGCCUAAGCCCAAAGGACCAAGUGACUUCACUUGGACCUGUGUGUCGCCUCAGCAGCCCCCCAGGUGAGGCUCGUGGACACCAGAGCCUGAGUGGGGCUGGGCCACUGCCCUCCUCCAGGCUUGGGGGAGGGAUUGGGGAGGUAAAGAAUUUGCUUAGUAAAUAGCUUGAACACUCCCACCUGUGUCCUGUCCUCUGUCCAGUCACCCCUAUGCCUAGCACCCCAUUCACCCACCCACCCACCAGUUCCUUCCCAAAGGUUUCUGUAGAGAUCUCAGGGAUGGUAGCGCCUGGACACCACGAACUUUUUCUGCCUUCCCUGCCACCUGGUCACCUUCCCAUCAGACUUGAAGACACAGCUCACUGCAAUCCAGGAAAGUGGGAAGAGUCCCACGCUGUUCCAUGGGGGAGAGGGGAGGCAGUCCCCAGCAGAGGACCAGGCUGGGCACCCAUGGACCUGCCACUAAAGACUUGGUUUUGCUUU